AUGCUUUCAUCUCUUAAGAGCACUGAGGAAGGAGUUGCAGCGGCGACGAAAACUGAUGCGGCCAGCAGAGAUGAUGAAUUAGUUGAGGAGGAACAAGGCGAUACUGAGAAUGAAGCUUUGUUACAGACUUAUGAACCAACCCUUUGUACACAUGCAGCAUCCCGAGUGAUGGCAUACGACUGCUACGUGUGCUCGGACCUGGAUGGCUGGUCAACGAAUCGGAUCGUCAACACAGGUGGCCAUACCAACAACAACAACAAGAAUGAGGCCAGCUCAACUGGGCCAGCAGCCCCAGGAGCUCGGGCCACCAACGAGGACCCGUGCAAGCAGUUCGACGACAACGACGAGAGCCUCGUGGGCAGCAACAUCACCUACUAUGGCCGUCUGCAGGGUGUGCAGGCCGACGAGAGCUGCAUUGUGCUCUUUGACAACAAAGGUAAAAUCUUGGAGAGGCAAGUGGAAAAGAACCAAGUGCUGGAGGAGAACAUGUUCGGCACUUCCAGAAGGGGCUGCUACGACAAAGUGAAGCACUACAACCAAGAUGGACGAGAGUUCCAGGGCUGCAUCUGCAAGAGCGAAAAGUGCAACGCCAACGGGGCCCAGGCCCUGUCAUCCUUGCUACAGCUGGUGUUGCCUGAUGCUCGUCAGUACCCGGCUGCAGCAACAGCACCCAUCAACCAACGGGGCCCAGGCCCUGUCAUCCUUGCUACAGCUGGUGUUGCCUGA
This is a messenger RNA of Notodromas monacha, 726 nucleotides long. NCBI's taxonomy places the organism in Eukaryota, Metazoa, Arthropoda, Ostracoda, Podocopida, Cyprididae. The record is from the annotation of a GenBank genome assembly.